AUGGAAAUCGACUACGGCCGGGGAGCGAUGAAAGAAAAGGCUAUCAUCUCGGACAUAUUGGAAGAGCUACUAACCCUUCCGCUGUGCCCGACCAAUGUGACGAGUAAUGGCUACUUUCUAACCCAUGACCGCAUGGACGAUUUGGUGGGAAACGUAACAGCCGCUUUAUUCUCCAGCAUGGGAAUUACGCCGUCAGAGGGCCGAGACAUCAGCCAACUGAACAAUAGUCAGUUGCUCAUGAUGUACGUGGAAGUUCUGGGAUUCGUCUACGUGUACUUUUUCGUUGUGGCGUCAGUCGCGAUGUUUCUUUUUGCGGCUUUUACGCUGUUGGCACAUCGCCACCAGCGCAAGCUCUACGUCGGGAUUGGCGUUGCUGUUCGCCUGGUACUUGCAGCAUUAGUGCUCGGCAUGGUUUCCUUCGUCCAGCACUUUGCGUUGGCGUACUCCUUCAUGACGUCUCCGGCCAUAUUAUACGCAUUUACGGUCAUACUGCUAACAAGUGAGUCCUCGUGGCCAUCUCUGCACCAUGGAGCUAGCUCUGAUGUCCUGUCUCGAAUGUAG
Molecule: messenger RNA, 561 nt
Organism: Aspergillus fumigatus Af293
Lineage: Eukaryota; Fungi; Ascomycota; Eurotiomycetes; Eurotiales; Aspergillaceae
Source: RefSeq, a predicted model, not a curated record